AUAUAACACAAAAAUUAAAACUGCUUUCCAAUUCCCACCUUAUAAUAUGGUAAAAUAAUUGGGUAUAUAUAUUUGGGUUAUAACUAUUGUUGUUGCAUAGAAUUAGUAGAAGAAAAUAUACAAAGAUGAAGGGAUUAAUAGUGUUGUUGCUAGUGAUUGGCUUCUUGAAAGAGCAAUACUAUUUUUGUAAUGCAGCUGAUCCAACUGAUGGAUUCACCCUUGUCCCUUUGAAACCACAAGAUUUUCAGAUGGACAAACCUUUUAAUGAACCUCUCAAGAAUCGCUUUAGUUUCAAAGAUGGAGUUCGAAGUUUUUGGAUCUACAACCGGGACAAACCCUUCAAACCCUCCAGUCCCACUAGGCCACGAACUGAAGUUCGCAUAGCGGGACAUGACUACUCUUCAGGAGUAUGGCAAUUUGAAGGGUAUGCUUAUGUGCCAAAAGGGACCUCAGGAGUGACCAUAGUGCAAAUCCAUGGAGCAGCUGAGGGAGCUACCACUCUGCAACUAAGGAUCUACGACGGCAACAUGAAGUACUACAAGUUCAAUUUAGUGGCUACAGAUCUGUACGACAGGUGGUUUCGAGUGAACAUAAUCCACAACGUCGACGAAGGCAAGAUCACUGUCUUUAUCGACGGCGCCAACAAGUUCGUCAUCAACGAUCAGGGUCCCGGCGACCUCUACUUCAAGUUUGGUGUCUAUGCUGCCCCAGCUGGUUCCAGUGGUUACAUGGAAUCCAAAUGGAGAGACAUCAAGCUUUACAAAAAGUAAAUUAAUUUGAAGAUGUUCUGUAAUGUUAUUAUGAUGUUUUCUUCAACAUUGUAUUGUACUUUUCUUUGGUAUAACAUGAUUUGCUUUUAAUACAUUCCACUAGAUAUCAUUAUUAAAAAAGGAAAUUUUUAUAUAUAAAAAAUAUGGUUUUACCAUGUAUCUAAGUUUUAAAAAUUAACCUAAAAAAGUCAUUAUUAAUAUAAUUUUUUUAAACUGAUUAACUUUCCUAAAGUACCACGUAAUUAUGUAAAAAAUUAUAAUUCAUUUGUUAAUUUAUACAUUUACAAGGGAAAA
Messenger RNA from Humulus lupulus (European hop), 1064 nucleotides. Its product is annotated as citrate-binding protein-like. The transcript has 2 exons. Lineage: Eukaryota; Viridiplantae; Streptophyta; Magnoliopsida; Rosales; Cannabaceae. Bases 126 to 770 code for a protein of 214 amino acids. The record is from RefSeq and is a predicted model, not a curated record.